CAAUUUAUCGAGUGACAAAACACACAGAAAUCAAUGAUGAUCGUUAAGCAUCUGAGUUGGUUAGUGACAAUCGCUGUGCUGCUGUUGCUGCAAGGAGCGGCACAGGAACUAGAGCAGGAGCAGGAACCGGAUGUGGAUGUGGAGAUGAUCACGGUUAGUAAAGAAAGGGAACUGGUACCAACUUUGGAACAGUCGAUUGAGCAGCAUGAACCGGAAAUUGAAGCCGCAAAGGAAACAGCAAGCGAACCAGAAAGCGAGCCAGGAAAUGAUCCAGAAAAUAAACCAGCAAAUGAACCAGCAAAUGAAUCAGAAAAUGAACCAGCAAAUGAACCAGAAAGCGAACCAGCAAACGAGCCAGCAAAAGAUCCAGCAAGCGAACCAGAAAGCGAACCAGCAAAUGAACCAGAAAGCGAACCAGCAAAUGAACCAGCAAGCGAGCCAGCAAAUGAAUCAGAAAGCGAGCCAGCAAAUGAACCAGCAAGCGAACCAGCAAAUGAAUCAGAAAGCGAACCAGUAAAUGAACCAGGAAAUGAGCCAGUGGACGAACCAGUAAACGAACCAACAGAUGAACCGGCUAGCGAACCAGCAGCCGAGGACGAAUCGAAGGCAGAUCAGCCAAUGACUACGCCAUCGGACUAUCAGGACGAUGCAGUGCCGCAAGAACCAGACGUACCUCAAGUUGCAGCAACAGCAGCAGCAGCUGUGCCCACUGCAGCCGCUGGAAUCGAGGCGAAGCAAGUGAAUAUAACGGUGCAACACAGUUGCUUCAGCUGCUCCAGCGAUUGGAGGGGUCAUUGCCACCAAAAUUUCACCGAGCGGCAACAGUGCCCCAUGAGUAGCAAACGCAGCGGUUGCUACACGAUGCUCAAGCGGGAUACGAAGCUAAUAAUGCGAGGCUGUGCAUCGGAUUUAACGGAGGAGGGUGACAAAUAUUGUCACAAGGAAAAGGAACUGUGUCUGAUCUGCUCGGGAGUGCUUUGCAACAAGGAUGAGAUACAUGACGCUGGCGCUCAGCUUCUGGGCAGCCUAACAGUCUGGAGUCUAUGUCUAAUUGUUUCUUUGGGCUACGUUUAGAAAUUCACUUAAAUUCGAUUUUAAUAUGUAUUCUGCUAAUUAUUAUAAAAUAUCUUAAUUACUUUUAUUAAUUCAACUAAAUUUGUGUCACAUCUGCAAAUAACUUUCUUUUUGUUGUAUUUUAUUUCUAUUCAUUCAUUAUAUAUUUACCCAUAACGAACUAUUUUUAAUACCUUUUAAGAAUGCUAAUUCGAUAAUUUCAAUAUAAACUUUCUGGAUAUAAAAUCACUAUAAGCAAUA
Drosophila grimshawi is the source of this 1314-nucleotide messenger RNA. Its product is annotated as protein TsetseEP. Lineage: Eukaryota; Metazoa; Arthropoda; Insecta; Diptera; Drosophilidae. The record is from RefSeq and is a predicted model, not a curated record. The coding region runs from base 34 to 1074 and encodes 346 amino acids. The transcript is spliced from 2 exons.